Messenger RNA from Rhodotorula toruloides NP11, 1011 nucleotides. RefSeq lists its product as uncharacterized. The record is from RefSeq and is a predicted model, not a curated record. Lineage: Eukaryota; Fungi; Basidiomycota; Microbotryomycetes; Sporidiobolales; Sporidiobolaceae. Bases 1 to 1011 code for a protein of 336 amino acids. The transcript has 2 exons.
AUGAGCAACCGCUUCGACUCUGCAACGUACCUGCGAGGUCUGGGGUGGAAUGGACCAGGCUCAUCUCUCAACAAUUCGUCGGGCGGGCGCGCAAAGCCCAUUGUCGUCGCACAGAAGAAGACGCUCUCCGGCGUUGGCAGGGACAGGGACACGAGCUUUGCGUGGUGGGAUGCGGUCUUUUCGAGCGUGGCGAACAAGGUCGGAGGCGACAAGGUCGAACAGCACCGCACCUCGACCGGCAUUCUCUCGCACCGUCCACCACCACCUAAAGGCAGCGCCUAUGACGACCUGACUGCUGAGCAGAAGUCUGCCAGCGCGAGCGGACUCAAUCUCGAUGCGAUGGCGGCUGUCAAGCUCGAGAUGGCGCGGCGGCAGCUCUACAGCGGUUUCUUGCGUGGAUCGGUGCUGAGUCCAUCGGUGGAUGAUGAGGAUGCGCCGGCGUCGAAGGGAAAGGGGACAGAGGUGGAGGAGCGCAGCAAGAAGCGGAAACGGGACGAGGACGAGUCGAAGCAGGAGAAGCGGCGGUCCAAGGCGGAGCGAGAGGCAGAGAAGGCGGCGAAGAAGGCGAAGAAGGAAGAGAAGGCAGCGAAGAAGGCGGAGAAGCGGGCGAGCAGGGGCGCAAGUCGGGAGAAGGAGAACGAGCGACCGUCGACCGACGAUGCGACCUCGAGUGCCGACCCAGAGUCGCGCUCGGCGACUCUGUCCGGCACUUCGACGCCGGUGCAGUCGAAGGAGGAUCGACGAGCGGCGAAGAAACUGCGGAAAUCGCUCGCCGCCCUCUCAUCCGCUUCGACUUCCACAUCUCUCGCACCCUCGACCUCUGCUUCCGCCAUCUCUACCUCAACACAAUCUCCUGCGACCCCUCUUUCGCGCGCUUCGCCAGCACUCGACGACGAUUCACCCGAAGCUCACGCGAAGAAGGCGGCUCGGCGGGCAGAGAAGGAGGAGCGACGACUCGCCAAGAAGGCGGCGAAGAAGGCGCUCAAGGAGCUGGAGAAGGCGUCUUCAUAG